GCGGGAUUCGCGGGAGAGCCAAGGACUGCGGGCUUGGACGAUCAACGCACUGCACAGGGUUCGCUGGGCUGCGCUUGGGGCCAUCAGCGCCUGCCUGCGCCUCAGCCAUGCUCACUGCCCACCGCCCAUGCUGAGCACGCUGCGCCCUGAGCAUCCCGCCGGCCCUUAACUCGCACACGCCCGCUGGUGCUGCUCUGCUCUCUUUGCUGCACUGCGUCUCUCCGGGCGAGGGCGUGACUUGACUACCAUUGACUGCUGCCGCACGUCGUCACCCGCCGCACUUCGUCGCCCGCACGACGUCCUAUUCCCAGCAGCGCCCGCGCCGGAAGCGCCGGAGAUUUUUGGCGGCGCGUUUGGUCGGAUGCUGUAGAACGCCAUGGACGAGUGGACAUCGAAACAGCUGCCGGAGCGGCUGCCCUUCUCCAAGAAGCGGCUGCCGAAGCGCGUCAUCUUCUCGUACAUCAUCGACUACCUGAUUAUCAUCGUCCUCAUCGGCGUCUUCACCAUCAUCGACAAGGUCCCGCCCUUCCACCAGCCCUUCUCGCUGCAGAACUACACCCUGCACUACCCCUUCGCCCACAAAGAGCGCGUACCCGUCCCGCUGCUAUGUGUGCUUGUCGUCGGCGGCCCCAUCGUUAUCAUCGGCUUCUACACACUCGUCAUUGAUGGGCUGUUCUCCCACCAGACCCCCAUGCCGGCUGGCAGGGUCGGCGUCAAGCGGCUGAGCGGCCGAUACCGCUUCAAAGACCGUCUGUGGGAGCUGAAUUGUGGCAUCCUCGGCCUUGGGCUGAGUGUCGGCGCGGCCUUUACUAUCACGGGCGCGCUCAAGAAUGCAAUUGGAAAGCCGCGCCCGGACCUUAUUGAUCGUUGCAUGGUUAGAGAUGGUGUGAAAGUUGACCCUUUGAGUCUGACGCUCGUAACUAUCGAUAUCUGCACCCAGACCGAUAACUACAUCUUGCAAGACGGGUUCAAGAGCUUCCCCUCGGGGCACAGCAGUGUAUCGUUCGCUGGGCUGUUCUACCUUUCCCUCUACCUCGCCGCAAAGCUGCACGUCAUGGACGCCAAGGGCGAGGUUUGGAGGUCGUUCAUCGUUCUUGUCCCGACACUCGGCGCAGCUCUCAUCACCGGUACGCGCAUUAUGGACGCUCGUCACCAUCCUUUCGAUGUCCUCUCUGGCGCCCUGCUCGGCAUACUCGUGGCGUGGGCUGCGUACCGGCAAUACUUCCCCCCAAUUUCGGAGACCUGGAAGAAGGGACGUGCCUACCCGAUUCGCGCAUGGGGCCGUGGCCCAGCUCUCCCACCCGCCCCUCAUAUCACGAUCGAUGAAGACGUGCAACCGCUCCGACCAAUGGGGAAGCCAAUGGGUCCGGUUGACGAAGAGCGCGGAGAAGCAACUGGCAUCGCAGUGACAACUGACGGUGAGCAAGGCGUAAACGUCUUCCGCCAACAGAUCUCGAACUCGCAGCGCAGACGCCAGGCGGAAGGACCAUUUGGAGUAGAUCGCAGCGACACACAAGCAUCGAGCAAUUACCGCUCAGACACGUUGGGCUCGAACUACAGAUCCAACACGUUAGACUCUUCGUUAUCGACCAAGGUCAACAGAUACCAAAAUGAGAUGCCGACUGCGAAUCCGUUCGCAGCGAAUGCCGCGCGUCAACGCCGUAUGGAGUCAUAUGACUACUCGUCCUCCGAGGAAGAUGAGCCGUAUGAGCUCCAGCCAACAGGUGGCGCCUACAACCCAGUCUCGGGACGCUUGACGGACACGGGCUACCACCCCCCGCAAGGAAUCUCGCCGAACCCUACACCACCCCCGCCCGUAAACACCUUUGCGCCGCCCCAUAUGACUACAAUGUCACCAACCGGAGACCUGAGUGACGGAAGGGACGUAGGACCGCCCCCACCCCCGCACGCUGUUGGCACAACGCCCCAACAGAUAUGAGACAGCAGGAAGAGCGGAGGAUAUGCAUUCAUCCUUGACUUGAUUAUACCCCGGGUGCACCGUCUGCUUCCAGGGAAGCGGCAACGGGACAUGACGGCUGUAACGACUUGGCACUGGGCUGCUCCAUGACAGGCAGAGGAGCACGGCGUUCUUGUAAAUUGAAUAUGGGCGUGGCUGGCACGCGGCUGGCACGUAGCACGUAGCAACGUCGCACCGUGGACGCGGCGCAAGAGAAGAUAGUACGAUGUAUUAAAUCAUAAGUAAUAUCUCAA
Molecule: messenger RNA, 2211 nt
Organism: Boeremia exigua
Lineage: Eukaryota; Fungi; Ascomycota; Dothideomycetes; Pleosporales; Didymellaceae
Product: lipid phosphate phosphatase-like protein 1
Exons: 5
Coding region: 377-1939 (520 amino acids)
Biological process (GO): phospholipid metabolic process
Molecular function (GO): phosphatidate phosphatase activity
Source: RefSeq, a predicted model, not a curated record